Molecule: messenger RNA, 4156 nt
Organism: Venturia canescens
Lineage: Eukaryota; Metazoa; Arthropoda; Insecta; Hymenoptera; Ichneumonidae
Product: MPN domain-containing protein CG4751
Exons: 8
Coding region: 140-2029 (629 amino acids)
Molecular function (GO): protein binding; metallopeptidase activity
Source: RefSeq, a predicted model, not a curated record
CAACCUCUCUACGUGCCUGUCAAAUAACAUUAAUUUCAAGGUUAUGUUUUGUGCUUUUUUGUUUUCCGGCGUCCUUUCUUCAAGGAGCAUCUUUAUAUUUUUCGUAUGAUAAAAAGACUCUCAAUAAAUCAUCGAAUUAAUGAUGACGAGUACAGCAAUGUUCCCUCCGCCAAAAGUGGAUACUGCAGAUGCAUCCAGCGAAACAGUAGAGGAAGUUUUUACAGCAGUGCCGACAAAUGCCACAACAGUAGUUAGAGUACCUGUGAAACAUGCCAACUUAGGAAUACGAAGUCAUGCAAUGGAUAUGAGUACUAUGGUUGAAUUAACGUCGUUCAGCACACUUGGAAAGAUUCAACCAUUUUUAGUUACCAUAUCAACAAGCGCAGCUGUCGUCGUUGACCUCCAUUGCCACCUCAUGGACAAAGAAGUUUGCGGCUAUCUCGGUGGCCAUUGGGAUAUUAAUGCUCAUAAUCUGGCGAUCACAAGUGCAUUUCCUUGUCGUUAUGCAGGCAAGGACAAAACGUCAGCAAAUAUGGUUGAAGCUGAAAUAUCAAAAGCUAUGGAAUGGCAGAGAGUCACUUUGGUUGGCUGGUACCAUUCUCAUCCACGUUCUCACGCUUCCCCAUCGUUGCGAGAUGUUGAUUCCCAAUUAGAUUAUCAAAUUAGAAUGAAAGGGCCCAGUGACAAUGGUUAUACACCUUGCAUUGGUUUAAUUUGUUCACCUUAUAACGCCGAUGGCAAUUGCUAUGAAUCGAAUUUUAACGUUUUCUGGUCAAUGCCACCGCCUGAAAAUCGACCUCACGAGUACCCACGUCCUAUGCUUCUAAGUUACACAUUAGCACAAGAACCCUUUAUAUCUCAAGACGGGCUCGACGAAAUCAAAAAAUGUAUUGAUUACUACAGGAGCGAGGGUGGCAUUGAUUUUCGAACAAAUUUUAAUCCAACAACUACUUAUUUGGAGAGACUUAAGAAUUCUUUAGCAUCUAAACUUCCUGGGCCAAAUCGUACGAACGGUUCGUACUGGGAUAUAAUCCGAGAAAUGAUAUGUCCCGGCCUAGAGCCUCCGGAACCACCACCGGAGGGUUUCGUAGCGGUGCAAUUUCCACAAUUGGGUAUAUCGGAAGCGAUGGCCCAAGCCGGGGGCGUUCUUCCUCCAAAUAACGUGUUCCUUGCUCCUGUGAAUUUCAAACCUGAAAAUGCGAUGGUUGCAUCGGUGGCAAAACCGUUUGGGAUUCAGCCGUCGACGUCGACGCAAAACAAUUGCAACAAAAAAGAAAUUACCGAGGUGACGGCGAGCAGUCCUUUACAAAUGAAGGAUUCUCGAGGGUGCAUGGGAAAGAUGAAUCGUCCGGAAAUAAUUCCAACCUUCCGUUCAGGAGAAUUGACGGUCUCGGUGAAAAAUGCAAAAAUGGAUUUCGAACCGUCGCCAACAGAUUUUACAAAACUGGCGACACCUCUGACCGCCGAAGCAUUGAACAAUAUGCGUUCGAAUUUACCAGCUGAUUUUCCAUUGGCCGAUCUUUCCCAGCCGAUAACCGGUAUCCCGGAUUUAAGCAAACUGACGAGCUUCACACCCGCUGAUUUGGCCAAACUGUCUGGUUUCUCUUUGAGUGAAUUCACGAAAGCUUCUUCGACGGCGUACGCCCGUAACAUCGCCAAUCUUUUCGGUCCAAUCGGCAAAUGUCCACCGACUGACUUGACGAUAUGCAACGAGCGUAAAAUGAGCGAAUUCAUAUCUGAACCAUCGAUGCCAAGUAAUUAUUCAAGCUCCCAACCGACGGAAAUGACGGGCAGAUCGGAAGAUAUGACGAUGAACAGUAACAAAAAGGGAAUGGACGGGAGCUUGGAGCUAACCAAACCAAAUCGUCCGACGACCGAUUUUACUACCGCCGAAGAACUCUCGAUAUCGAGCGUUCGACCAGAUUUCGGCGCUAUGCUGGACAUGACGACGAACUUGAAAAAACAACAGCAGUCACAGAUGCUCAAUGAUUCUGGAGAAUCUCUGAACCUUUCUAAGGAUCGACAGUAAUGAUAGCAGGAACAUCCGGCAAGACAAGGGUGAGGCUAGAAAAAUUGUUUUUCUUCAAAGUCUGAAGGACCUUUGUCAAGGAUCUGUGAGCGACCUUGAGGAAGGAUCGGGGAUAGGAUCGACGACCCGAAGUGAGUGUUGCAGGAGUACAAAGAGGGCGAGAGAGAGAUAGAGAGAGAGAGAGAAGGAGACGAAAACUUGAGGACGCAGCCAAGUUGUCUUUUUCACGACGUAACGCAUCGGAGAGAAAGAUAGAGUAGAAUUUUUCACCUGACGUCACGUUCGCAUCGAGAUACGUGACUGUGAGUUGGAAGGGUUUUUUUUAUUCGUCUCCAUAUACGCUUGUGUUAUUCGCAGGGACAGAGCGAGGGAGGGAGAGAGAAAGAAAAGUAUCGAGUUGGCGGGAGAGCGGUUUGUAGAGAGAGAUUCGAGCCUGAAGUCUUCGUGGGUUCCUUCAAGGAGGCAAGAGAAAGAGUGUAAGAAAGAGAGAGGGAGAGCCGCGAGGCCUCGAGCGAGUCGCGAGAGGCUCUUGUGAAAGUAACGUGGGUACGCGGGAAUAUACGAAGAAAUACAACCAAGAGAGAAAGAGGGAGAGAGAUAGAGAGAGUAUAGUAGUAAUAAACUUAGAGGAAGGAGGAGGAGGAGGAGGAGGGGGAGAGUUUUAAAAAGUUUGCCUUCUACUCGUUGUGCUGGAUCGGACAGUCGUGUUUUAACUUCGUCCUCCUCCUCCACGGCUUUCACCUCGGCGGCUUUCUUGUGACUGCCGUUUUAAACAAGAAAGGAGCAUAAAAAAAACUUCGCGUUUUUCGCUGUCAAAGGAUUAGUUUGACAAACGAUUGACAAAGCAACGAACAUGGUGUCGCCCUUUUCAUUCCGUUUAUAAAUGGCUUUUGUGACAAAGGUGAUUACGAUUAGUGCAAAACUACCCUCGAGGAAUACACGUGAAAUAAGCAGGAGUGAAAACGAAGCGAUUCGCAGGGGGGUCGCUAUGACCCCUUGAUUCGAAUUUUUAUAUUCUCCUGGGCUCUCUCGCACUCUUAAUUCCAACACACACACACACACAUUGGAAAGAGAGAGCGAGAGAAAGAGAGAAAGCAACCGUAACAGCAGGUAAGCAAACCUCGGAUUUUCUUUCACGUGUGUCAGCCCCACUUGAACGUGAAUAACGAUCAAAACCACCACUAGCAACGGAUAUCAAUCGAGGACAAAUUUAAAACUCUCGUUUCACCGUUAUCCGAACAUCGAAUUCUAUCAUGUUUUUUCUUUCUUUCGUCGAUCCAACUGCGUUUCAAAUACCGAUCGACUUAAAAGUCAAUGCGAGAAUCAAGUAUUAUUAUGAAGAAGCGUGACUGGAAAAGGGGGAAAUAUGUAAUGAAAUUCGCAUCGUUUUAAUGCCCUAAUGAAUUCCUUUAUUAUUGUGUCUUCGGUUUUGAGCAUAUGUAGGAUAAGAAAAAGUUUCAUCUUUUUAACCUUUCCCCCCCAAGCCCUGUAAUCGCAGUAAAACUUCGAGAAUUUACUGGAGAAAUAACAAAUCAAUAUUGAGGUCAAUCAUUUUUUUUUGGACUAUGCAGAAGUCUAACUUUACUUUUUCAACGAGAAAACAUAAUCAGUUUGAAGAAUUUACGAAUCUUCAUAACUUGACAAAUUGUAAAUGAAUAGUAAUAUUAAUAAAUUUCAGUGCAAUUACACUUAAAAAUUUCAAUUCUCAAAGACCCCGGAGAAAUCGGUGUCGAGCCAAAAUGAAAAAUUCCCGAAAUUUCUAUCAAUUGACAAACAGCCACGAAGUAAUAGACCAAUAACGAUCAUCGCAUUCGAAUGAUGCAAGUUUUUAUAGAAUAAAUAUUGUACGAAUAUUGAAAUCUUCGUAAAGCAGAAUUUGUCGAAUAAACUGAUUAAAAAUUGUAAGAUUUUUUGCGAAAAUCUGCGAAUGCGAUAUUCGCAUUGAGAUUUCUUGUGUUUUUUAUAUGAAUGUUUGUCUGUUUUUUUUUUCCUUUUUUUUUUUAUAUUAUCAAUGUGUGAGAAUGAUCGCGUGAAUAGUACGACCCCAAUUACACGAUCAACUUAUUUAUGGUAUCGCGAAAGAAAGCGUGCGAAUUGUUUCGAUAAAAAAUAGUCUUUGUACUCGUA